This is a messenger RNA of Symbiodinium natans, 1629 nucleotides long. Lineage: Eukaryota; Dinophyceae; Suessiales; Symbiodiniaceae. The record is from the annotation of a GenBank genome assembly.
AUGCCGACAGACUGUGCAGAAAAUGCCUUGGCUGAUCCACGGGAGUGGUUCAUCUCCGCAUUGGACCAGAGGUUUGUGGAGCAGGAGGCCGUGAUCCGAAGACUGCUGGACGACCACCUCCAGCUGCUUCGGUGUGAGCCCUCAGGUGCAGGGGAGGUCGAACCGGAGCUCGAAGAAACGGUUGCGAUGGACGCUGCUCCUGGAGAAGAGGUGCCGAAGCAGGACGUCGCCGCGGAAGCGCCACUGGAGACGACCAUCAAGGUGGAAGACGGUGGCAAAAACACUGGGACAGGUCUUCAUGGCCAGAGAAGUACUAGCAGCCACCGUGCGACAAAGCUUGAGAAGCAUGUCCUGACAGACAUGUCGGAGGAUAUGGAGGAUGCCUCGCGAUACCGAGAGUGGGUGAAGGGUCCGCUGGAUGUUUGCGUCGCCGUCGUAGUCAUCCUGAACUUCGUCUGCAUGGCGGCAAGGACUCAAGAAGUCGGCAAUGAAGCCGACGUACGCCUUGGACUCUCGGAGCGGGCGCCGAACUCCUUCCUGACGGCGGAGCUCUUCCUGGCCCUGGACGUGGUUUUUUGCUCCAUCUACGUCCUGGACGUCCUCGUGCGCAUGUUGGUGCUGCGGAGGGAGUGGCUCUACGAUGAGGUGGACGGAUUCAUGUUUACGAAUGUUUUCGAUCUCAUCCUUGUGCUGAUUCACGUGCUCGAGAUCGUGUUGGCAAGCAGUGGCAGCGCAUAUCAACAGGUUAGUGCUCUUCGCAUUUGGAAACUGUUGCGGCUGGUGCUCACUGUUCGAAUCAUGAAGACUGUGAACUUGUUUCGGCAGCUACGCGUGCUAAUCAGCGCGUGCAUCUCGUCCCUGAGUGCUUUAUUCUGGUCCCUGGUCUUGAUGGUGCUGCUGGAGCUGGGCUUCACGAUCAUUAUUUGCCAGUCGCUGCAGGAGUACAUCUUGGACGAGCGGCAAGAUCUGGAGACUCGAAGGGGGAUAAGCGUCCUGUACGGCAGUUUCGGCCGCGCCCUGUACACCGUCUUCGAAUUGACCUUCUCCGGUGGAUGGAUUGUCAGAGUCCGACCUGUAGUCGACAACGUUAGCCACUGGUAUGCCAUUCCGUUCUUAUGCUAUAUCACGAUCGUGGUCUUUGCCGUGACGAGGAUCGUGACAGCCAUCUUCCUCAAGGAGACAUUGGCCAAUGCAGCGAACGACGCCGCGUUGCAGCUUGCGGAGACGAAGCGGAUGGCCCGAGGCCUUCAGAGCAAGUUCGAGGAGCUCUUCCGUUCUCUCGAUGGCGACGGAAGCGAAUCCAUUUCCUUCAGCGAGUUCAGCAAGGCCAUGAGCUACCCCAGUGUGCAGCAGUACUUGAGCACCCUCGACCUCAAAGUCCAGGACUGCGCCCAGCUGUUCGAAAUCCUCGAUGAUGGUGAUGGCAAGAUCACGAUCGCCGAGUUCUCGCACGGCCUGAUGCUUCUGAAAGGUCAGGCACGCGCUCUGGAUAUCAUGGUUCUGCAGCGCGAAAACGCCAAGGUGCUCAAGGAGUGCCAGGGGAUUCGGGAAGCCCUUUGCGCAGGCGUCCCGUCGACGCUGCGGAAGCAGACGAAGCCGCCACGCCCACGCGCCGUGUGUGCCCUCUGA